GUUUUAAUAUUUGUCAAACUGUCUGGAAACAGCGGUGUCGUGUAACUUUUUUUUUUUUUUUUUUGAUAACUUUAAUUUAUCAAGUGUAAUAAGUAAAUAAGAAUAAAAAGUUCUAAUUAAUAUACAAAAAAAUAUUUAUUACGUAAAUUAAAACAACAAAUGCAUCACAAAGUUUAAAAUAUCAAUUAGAUAUCAACGCAUAUAAUAAUUGGUAAAGAAACAAUCACAACUUCAAGAUGUCGACAUCAGCAGUAUAUAUUCUAGAUGUCAAAGGAAAAGUAUUGAUAUCACGUAAUUAUCGUGGUGAUAUUGAAAAUAGUGUUAUUGAAAAAUUUAUGCCACUUGUUAUGGAACGUGAAGAAGAGGGUAAUUUAACACCAUUAUUACAAAUACCAGAAUGUACAUAUGCAUAUAUUAAAUAUAAUAAUUUAUAUAUUGUAUCAACAACUAAAAAAAAUGCAAAUAUAUCAUUGGUAUUUGUAUUACUUCAUAAAAUAGUUCAUGUUAUGCAAGAAUAUUUUAAAGAAUUAGAAGAAGAAAGUAUUAGAGAUAAUUUUGUUGUAAUAUAUGAACUUCUAGAUGAAUUACUUGAUUUUGGUUAUCCACAAACAACUGAUAGUAAAAUAUUACAAGAAUAUAUAACACAAGAAGGACAUAAAUUAGAAAUACAACCAAGAAUACCAAAUGCUGUUACAAAUGCUGUAUCAUGGCGUUCUGAGGGUAUUAAAUAUCGUAAAAAUGAAGUAUUUCUUGAUGUUAUUGAAUCAGUUAAUUUACUUGCAAAUGCAAAUGGUAAUGUGUUGUCAUCUGAAAUUGUUGGUGCAAUUAAAAUGCGUGUUUAUUUAUCUGGUAUGCCAGAAUUACGAUUAGGAUUAAAUGAUAAAGUACUAUUUGAAUCAACUGGUAGAGGUAAAUCAAAAUCAGUUGAACUUGAAGAUGUUAAAUUUCAUCAAUGUGUACGUUUAUCAAGAUUUGAAAAUGAUCGUACAAUAUCAUUUAUACCACCAGAUGGUGAAUUUGAAUUAAUGUCAUAUCGUUUAAAUACACAUGUUAAACCAUUAAUAUGGAUUGAAUCUGUUAUUGAAAGACAUGCACAUAGUCGUGUUGAAUAUAUGAUUAAAGCAAGAUCACAAUUUAAAAGACGUUCAACAGCAAAUAAUGUUGAAAUUGUUAUACCAGUACCAAAUGAUGCUGAUUCACCAAAAUUUAAAACAACAAUUGGUAGUGUUAAAUAUUCACCAGAACAAAGUGCAAUAACAUGGUCAAUUAAAUCAUUUCCUGGUGGUAAAGAAUAUUUAAUGAGAGCACAUUUUGGUUUGCCAUCAGUUGUUGGUGAGGAUAUUGAAGGUAAACCACCAAUUCAAGUUAAAUUUGAAAUACCAUAUUUUACAACAUCUGGUAUUCAAGUUAGAUAUUUAAAAAUUAUUGAAAAAAGUGGAUAUCAAGCAUUACCAUGGGUUAGAUAUAUUACACAAAAUGGUGAUUAUCAAUUAAGAACUAAUUGAUCUAUUGCUGAUUUUUAUUUUAUUCUUAAAAAUUAAUUAUUUUCAAGAAAUUAGAUAAGAAAACAUAUUAUUUUAAUCAAUGACAAAUUUAUUACUAUUAUUAUUCAUUUUUAUUUCUAUUUUUUUUUUUCUCAUUUAGCAAUAUAUAUAAUUAAAUAAAUAAAAUAUUAAUUUUAUAUACGUAUAUACCUACAGCCCUAUAUCUUUAUGCUAAUUAAUAAAUAAAAGCGAAUGAAAACAUUGUAUUAUUUUUGUGAAAAAUUAUUUGAAUACUUGAAGUAAAAAAAUGUGCAGCUACAA
Molecule: messenger RNA, 1805 nt
Organism: Aphidius gifuensis
Lineage: Eukaryota; Metazoa; Arthropoda; Insecta; Hymenoptera; Braconidae
Gene: AP-1mu
Product: AP-1 complex subunit mu-1
Exons: 2
Coding region: 237-1505 (422 amino acids)
Biological process (GO): vesicle-mediated transport; intracellular protein transport
Cellular component (GO): clathrin adaptor complex; clathrin-coated vesicle
Molecular function (GO): clathrin-cargo adaptor activity
Source: RefSeq, a predicted model, not a curated record